Verruconis gallopava is the source of this 2657-nucleotide messenger RNA. RefSeq lists its product as uncharacterized. NCBI's taxonomy places the organism in Eukaryota, Fungi, Ascomycota, Dothideomycetes, Venturiales, Sympoventuriaceae. The record is from RefSeq and is a predicted model, not a curated record. Gene Ontology annotation, biological process: peroxisome organization. The transcript is spliced from 4 exons. Bases 16 to 2298 code for a protein of 760 amino acids. Gene Ontology annotation, molecular function: GTP binding; GTPase activity; microtubule binding. Gene Ontology annotation, cellular component: peroxisome; membrane; microtubule.
CAUGUAUCUUGAGGCAUGGUCAUUUACGAACAGCGUCACCCUGUAAACUUGCAGCAACAACCCGUAAACCCACGCCUACAACACCAAAACUCAUCGUAUACCAGCCUCGAGUUCCCCUCGCGCCUCUCACGCGCUACUCCUCCACAGAAUAAUCAAAAAAAUCUAGAAGCGAGCACAGUGCCGGCCAUGGCUGGCAUGCAACCCGACCGCAAUGCUAUAAACGUCAACGAUCCCACUCUGAUCACGCUAGUCAACAAGCUGCAGGAUGUCUUCACGACAGUGGGCGUUCAGAACCCUAUAGACUUACCCCAGAUCGUCGUCGUCGGAUCACAGUCGUCGGGGAAGUCCUCUGUACUGGAGAAUAUCGUGGGGCGAGACUUCUUGCCCCGAGGAACGGGUAUCGUCACACGAAGACCUCUCGUUCUGCAGCUCAUCAACCGAGCCGCGUCUUCCAAGCCCACCACGAAUGGCGAGGUCAACGGCGACGGCAAAAUCAAGGGAAGCACAGAUAAGGAGUCCAAUAUCGACGAGUGGGGCGAGUUCCUGCAUAUACCAGGUCAGAAGUUCUACGACUUCAACAAGAUUCGGGAAGAGAUCGUGCGAGAGACGGAGGCGAAGACGGGUCGCAAUGCUGGCAUCUCGCCCGCUCCGAUCAACCUGCGCAUCUACUCGCCAAACGUCCUCACGCUUACACUUGUCGAUCUUCCCGGGCUGACCAAGGUCCCUGUCGGCGACCAGCCGAGAGAUAUCGAGAAGCAGAUCAAAGAUAUGGUGCUCAAGCAGAUCAGCAAGCCGAAUGCGAUCAUUCUAGCAGUCACGGCCGCCAAUACUGACUUGGCCAACUCGGAUGGUCUCAAGCUUGCAAGAGAAGUCGAUCCGGAGGGUCAGCGUACGAUCGGUGUGCUCACCAAAGUGGAUCUCAUGGAUGAAGGCACGGAUGUUGUGGACAUUCUGGCCGGCAGAAUCAUUCCUCUAAGAUUAGGUUACGUGCCUGUAGUCAACCGUGGCCAGCGUGACAUCGAGAACAAGAAGGCUAUUUCAUAUGCCCUAGAGCACGAACGACAGUUCUUCGAGAACCACAAGGCAUAUCGCAACAAGGCGUCGUACUGCGGUACGCCAUACCUCGCCCGCAAACUGAACUUGAUUCUCAUGAUGCACAUCAAACAAACCCUUCCAGACAUCAAGUCGCGCAUCUCAUCUUCUCUUUUGAAAUACAAGGCAGAGCUAGAACAGCUUGGCGACUCGAUGCUUGGUAGCCCUGCGAACAUAAUUCUCAACAUGAUCACUGAGUUCUCGAAUGAUUACAAGAGCUUGUUGGAGGGUAGCAACCAAGAGCUCUCAAGCGUCGAGCUUUCAGGUGGUGCCCGAAUCAGUUUCGUGUACCAUGAGCUUUAUUCGAACGGUAUCAAGGCGAUAGAUCCAUUCGAUGUCGUCAAAGACGUAGAUAUUCGCACAAUUCUCUACAACUCGUCCGGUUCAUCACCGGCACUCUUCGUUGGCACAGCAGCAUUCGAGAUCAUUGUUAAGCAACAGAUCAGAAGACUCGAGGACCCAAGCUUAAAGUGCGUUUCCCUUGUGUACGAUGAGCUUGUUCGCAUCCUCGGCCAGCUUCUCAACAAACCGAUGUUCAGACGAUACCCAGCCUUGAAGGAGAAGUUUCACUACGUGGUUGUACAAUUCUUUAAGAAGGCCAUGGAACCCACCAACAAAUUGGUUCGCGAUCUCGUCGCAAUGGAAGCUACGUAUAUCAACACUGGCCACCCAGAUUUCAUCAACGGCUCAAGGGCCAUGGCUAUUGUUCACGAGCGUCAUAACGCUAACAAGCCGGUGCAAGUGGACCCUAAAACCGGCAAGCCACUUCCGAAUGCUGUGCCCCCCCGAGCUGCGAGUCCAACGCUUGAUAGCUCUGAGGGAGGAGGCUUCUUCGGCAGCUUCUGGGCGAGCAAGAACAAGAAGAAGAUGGCUGCCAUGGAGCCGCCGCCAGCCACCCUCAAAGCUUCUUCGACGCUGAACGAGAAGGAGACCCAGGAGGUCGAGGUCAUUAAGCUUUUAAUCACGAGCUACUUCAACAUUGUCAAGCGGACCAUGAUUGACAUGGUGCCGAAAGCCGUUAUGUUGAACCUUGUGGGACAUACGAAGGAAGAAAUGCAGAAGGAACUCCUCGAGCAACUGUACAAGCAGGAAGAGCUAGAUGAGUUACUCAAGGAGAGCGAGUACACCAUCAGACGGCGGAAAGAGUGCCAGCAGAUGGUCGAGUCUUUGACCAAGGCAAGCGAGAUCGUCAACCAGGUACAGUAAAUGCGGGACAGUACAUAUUUGCGAGUUGGAAAUGGAGGAUUUUGGGCGCACCAAAGAGCUCUUCAUCGGGUGGGAUCAUCACUUGUUGCUGCCCGCCUAGGCUAAAGAGUUCUUAUUCGUCAUUAGUCAUGAUGUGCCUAUCCUUUCCUAUGCUGGGUGUCUUGAGUUGAAGGCUUCGAUAACCACCACAUUAGAUAGAAUAUGCUCUCAUUUUUGUGCCGCUGGUCGUAGGGCGAUAUUGAUAUCCUGAAAGGGAGUUUGAAUGGUGUGGAUAAUACCAUGAAAUAGUAUCGUUUCUUCACGUCACACGCCCGAUCUGUCCACAGUAGCUACACGGCCUAACUCGUCGUUGGACUCGA